AUUGGAAAGGAUGGGAUGUGCCAUCCUCGCAAAAUGGAACACUAUAACGCUUCCUAUUUCAUCAAUUUCUUCUUUUUUCUUAUUCUUACGCAGUUUAUAUUUGUGCAAAUUUCUUCUUUUUCUUAACAGGGUAAUUCAGAUCAGAAGCUGAAGUGGGGAAGAUGGGGUUGCUUUCCAACAGAGUUGUUAAGAGCAGCCUUAAACCUGGGGAUCAUAUAUAUUCAUGGCGCACAGCUUACAUUUAUGCUCAUCAUGGUAUCUAUGUUGGGGAUAAUAAAGUUGUCCACUUCACUAGACACGGUCAAGAAGUGGGAACCGGGACUGUGUUGGAUCUCCUCUUGGUGAGCUCGGGACCUGCUCGGACUCGUGUGCCUUGUACCACCUGUACCCCACUGGGAGAUGGUCACGGGGUUAGCUUGUCGUGUUUGGACUGCUUCCUUGCUGGUGGUGUUCUGUACCGCUUUGAAUAUUCAGUCAGCCCUGCUCUCUUUCUCGCGAAGGCGCGGGGAGGAACUUGCUCUCUCGCGGUCUCGGAUGAAGAUGAUGUCGUGGUGCACCGGGCGAACUACCUCCUCAGAAACGGCUUUGGGUGCUACAACGUGUUCAAGAACAACUGCGAAGAUUUCGCUAUCUACUGCAAGACAGGGCUGCUUGUGCUCGACCAGAGCACAAUGGGGCAAAGCGGGCAGGCUGUGUCUAUAAUUGGCGGGCCUCUGGCAGCCGUUCUGUCCACGCCGUUGCGCCUCGUCACCACCAACGUCUACGGGAUGGUGGCCAUGGCUGUCGGGGUAUACUGUGCCAGCCGCUAUGCUGCUGAUAUUGGCAUGCGUGGAGACGUGGUCAAGGUGAGCGUUGAGGAUCUUACGAGGAGGCUAGCAACGGGCCUGUAUCAGGUUCUUGAACCAAGUCUCCCCGCUUUGCCAGCUCCGGCCGCCACCGGGGCUUUGCCAACUCCGGCCGCCACCGGGAAUUUGCCAACUCCGGCCGCUACCGGGGCGUUGCCAACUCCGGUUGCUACCAGCUAGAAAUACUAUUUAGCUUGCAUGAAGGGUGGAAAUAUGUGCUAAUAUAUGCUAUAGAGAUUUGCAUUGUUGCCUGUAGUAUACUCUAUAUAAUACUAUUUGUAAUGAUUCAUUAGUUUCAAUGAGACUUGAAUCUAAAACCUAUUAUAAGGACGAAAACAACUCAGAUAUUACUCGGCCCGUAUAAAGUGUCGAGUUCAAAACUUAUAAAUUACUUUCUAUGUUUCAUUUUA
This is a messenger RNA of Ipomoea triloba (trilobed morning glory), 1255 nucleotides long. RefSeq lists its product as uncharacterized. The transcript is spliced from 3 exons. The coding region runs from base 162 to 1025 and encodes 287 amino acids. The record is from RefSeq and is a predicted model, not a curated record. Lineage: Eukaryota; Viridiplantae; Streptophyta; Magnoliopsida; Solanales; Convolvulaceae.